This is a messenger RNA of Pipra filicauda (Wire-tailed manakin), 3917 nucleotides long. RefSeq names its product adenylate cyclase 6 (gene ADCY6). The transcript is spliced from 21 exons. The record is from RefSeq and is a predicted model, not a curated record. Gene Ontology annotation, biological process: intracellular signal transduction; cAMP biosynthetic process; adenylate cyclase-inhibiting G protein-coupled receptor signaling pathway. Lineage: Eukaryota; Metazoa; Chordata; Aves; Passeriformes; Pipridae. Gene Ontology annotation, molecular function: adenylate cyclase activity. Gene Ontology annotation, cellular component: plasma membrane. Bases 45 to 3383 code for a protein of 1112 amino acids.
GGCGGGGCGCGGGGCCCCGCGGGCGGCGGCUCCGGAGGCGGAGCAUGUCGUGGUUCAGCGGCAUCCUGGUGCCCAAGGUGGACGAGCGGAAGACGGCAUGGGGGGAGCGCAACGGCAAGAAGGGCCCCCGGCCCCGCGCCGGCCUCUGCGGCCCCCGCUACAUGAGCUGCCUGCAGGACCCUGAGAUGGAGAGGGGCGCGGGACCCCCCCGGGGGCUGCGCUGCACCUGGCAGGAGGACCACUAUGGCAAGAAGGGGCCUGCGGGCGACCUGGGACUCAAAUCGGUGGACGGGGCCCUGGAGGACGGCGAGGCCAAGGGCCCGAAGGGGGUCGGGGGACACGGGGGGCGGCCGUCGGCCGGCGAGUGCUGGCGGCGGCUGCUCCAGGUUUUCCGCUCCAAACGCUUCCAGUCGGCCAAACUGGAGCGGCUCUACCAGCGCUACUUCUUCCAGAUGAACCAGAGCAGCCUGACGGUGCUGAUGGGGGUGCUGGUGCUGGUCUGCGGGGUGAUGCUGCUCUUCCUCUGCCUGCCCGGCGCCCCGCACGUGCCGGCGGCCGCCGCGCUGGCCGGGGCCACGGCCCUGUUCCUGCUCCUCAUGGUGCUGUGCAGCCGCAGCGCCUUCCCCCAGGACUACAUGUGGGUGGUGAGCUACGUGGUGCUGGGGCUGCUGGCCGGGGUGCAGGCGCUGGGGACGGUGGCCGUGUCCCCCCGGAGCGCGGCCGAGGGCGUUUGGUGGAGCGUCUUCUUCAUCUACAUCACGUACACGCUGCUGCCGGUGCGGAUGCGGGCGGCCGUGCUGGCCGGGGUCCUGCUCUCCGCCCUGCACCUCGCCAUCGCCUGGCACCGCAACGCCGCCGACCCCUUCCUCUGGAAGCAGCUCAGCGCCAACGCCCUCAUCUUCCUCUGCACCAACGUGGUGGGGGUCUGCACCCACUACCCCGCCGAGGUGUCGCAGCGCCAGGCCUUCCAGGAGACCCGCGGCUACAUCCAGGCACGGCUGCACCUCCAGCGGGAGAACCGGCAGCAGGAGCGGCUGCUGCUCUCGGUGCUGCCGCAGCACGUGGCCAUGGAGAUGAAGGAGGACAUCAACACCAAGAAGGAGGACAUGAUGUUCCACAAGAUCUACAUCCAGAAGCACGACAACGUCAGCAUCCUCUUCGCGGACAUCGAGGGCUUCACCAGCCUGGCCUCGCAGUGCACGGCCCAGGAGCUCGUCAUGACGCUCAACGAGCUCUUCGCCCGCUUCGACAAGCUGGCGGCGGAGAACCACUGCCUGCGCAUCAAGAUCCUGGGGGACUGCUACUACUGCGUGUCGGGGCUGCCGGAGGCGCGGGGGGACCACGCUCACUGCUGCGUCGAGAUGGGCGUCGACAUGAUCGAGGCCAUCUCGCUGGUGCGCGAGGUGACGGGGGUGAACGUGAACAUGCGCGUGGGCAUCCACAGCGGGCGGGUGCACUGCGGGGUCCUGGGGCUGCGCAAGUGGCAGUUCGACGUCUGGUCCAACGACGUCACCCUCGCCAACCACAUGGAAGCAGGAGGCAAAGCCGGGCGCAUCCACAUCACCUGGGCGACGCUGCAGUACCUGAACGGCGACUACGAGGUGGAGCCGGGGCACGGGGGCGAGCGCAACGCCUACCUCAAGGAGCACAACAUCGAGACCUUCCUCAUCGUGGGCUGCAGCCAGAAGCGCAAGGAGGAGAAGGCCAUCCUGGCCAAGCUGCAGCGCGCUCGUGCCAACUCCACCGAGGGGCUGGUGCCACGCUGGGUGCCCGAGCGCUCCUUCUCCCGCACCAAGGACUCCAAGGCCUUCCGGCAGAUGGGCAUCGAUGACUCCAGCAAGGACAACCGAGGUGCCCAGGAGGCCCUGAACCCCGAGGACGAGGUGGACGAGUUCCUGAGCCGGGCCAUCGACGCCCGGAGCAUCGACCAGCUCCGCAAGGACCACGUCAAGAAGUUCCUGCUCACCUUCCAGACACCUGAGCUGGAGAAGAAGUACUCCAAGAAGAUCGACGACCGUUUCGGUGGCUACGUGGCCUGUACCCUCCUGGUCUUCUGCUUCAUCUGCUGCCUCCAGAUCCUGGUGUUCCCCCACUCCCCGCUGAUGCUCGGUGUCUACGUCAGCAUCUUCAUCGUGCUCGCCGCCAUCCUCUUCGUCUGCGCCGUCUACUCCUGCGUCACCCUCUUCCCCACCGCCCUGCAGAGGCUCUCCCGGAGCAUCGUCCAGUCCCGCGCCCGCAGCACCGGCAUCGCCGUCUUCACCAUCCUCCUCGUCUUCAUCGCUGCCUUCGUCAACAUGUUCUCCUGCAGCCGCGUGGCCCUGCGGGAAUGUGCCGCCCGGGAGCUCAACGUGACCCCCGAGGCCGUGGGGCCCUGCCAGCUCCGGGCCCUCAACUUCUCCCUGGGGACCCCCCCUGGCUCCUGCCACGGCGACGGGCUGGCCUGUGACUUCCCCGAGUACUUCAGCUACAGCGUGGUGCUGAGCCUGCUCGCCUGCUCCGUCUUCCUGCACAUCAGCAGCAUCGGGAAGCUGCUGCUCAUGGUGGCCAUCGAGGCCACCUUCCUGCUGCUGGUGGAGGGGCCUCACGCCGCCCUCUUCGACAACGCCGACCUGCUGGUCGUGGCCAACGCCCUGCCCUCCUUCAACGUGACCCAGGGCGAGUGCCCCGCGGAGGGGAAGGUGGCCCUGCGGUUCGUCACCCCCGCCGUCCUGGCCGUGUUCGCCCUGGCCCUUUACCUGCACGCGCAGCAGGUCGAGUCCACCGCCCGCCUCGACUUCCUCUGGAAGCUCCAGGCAACGGGUGAGAAGGAGGAGAUGGAGGAGCUCCAGGCCUACAACCGGCGGCUGCUCCACAACAUCCUGCCCAAGGACGUGGCCGCGCAUUUCCUGGCGCGGGAGCGGCGCAACGACGAGCUCUACUACCAGUCCUGCGAGUGCGUGGCCGUGAUGUUCGCCUCCAUCAGCAACUUCUCCGAGUUCUACGUGGAGCUGGAGGCCAACAACGAGGGCGUGGAGUGCCUGAGGCUGCUCAACGAGAUCAUCGCUGACUUCGACGAGGUGCUGGGGGGAGCGAGGGGCGACGAGGGCAGGGGGGUGCGGGAUGUGUGGAGCUCCUCCGUGUGCCCCCCAGGCCUGAACAUGGGCCCGGUGGUCGCGGGGGUCAUCGGGGCUCGCAAGCCCCAGUACGACAUUUGGGGCAACACCGUCAACGUCUCGAGCCGCAUGGACAGCACGGGGGUCCCCGACCGCAUCCAGGUGACAACGGACCUGUACCAGGUGCUGGCGGCCAAGGGCUACGUGCUGGAGUGCCGGGGGCUGGUCAAGGUCAAGGGCAAGGGGGAAAUGACCACCUACUUCCUCAACGCCGGCCCUGGGGGCAGUUAGGGGGGGUCCUCAUGGUGCCCCCCUCAACCCCCCCCCCCCUCCGGGGGGCUCCCUCAGCCUGUGCUGGGGCCAGGCGAGGGAAAAAAAAGAGAAAAAUCCCCAAAUCCACGUAUUAAAAAAAAAAAAAAAGAAAAAAAAAGGGAGAAACGGACACAAGGGAGGUGGUUGGAGGGGGGGGCGGUGAGACCCCUCUGUGCUCCCCCCCCACCCCAAGGUGGUGUUUUGGGGGGGUGUUUCCCAGGCCUGCACCGGGGUGUUUUAUUUUGGUGGUGGGGGGGUCAGGGCAGGGUGAACCCACCCCCCCCCUUCCUUUGCCGAAACCCCUCCAUGUGCCAAAGAGGGGAGAUGGGGCCCCCCCAAGGGAAGGUUUUGGGGGGGGGUUGAGGGUGGGGGUGUCCCCAGCCCCCUCCAUGUGCCAAAUUGAAGUGCCGCCUGCGGGGGGGGGGGUUGGGAGGGUCGCAGGCCCAGCACCUCCGCAGCCCCCCCACCCCCCCGGGGGUCCCAGCUCCCUCUGGGGGGGGCUGCAGCGGGGAG